Messenger RNA from Panicum virgatum (switchgrass), 2497 nucleotides. RefSeq names its product rab GTPase-activating protein 22-like. The transcript is spliced from 11 exons. The record is from RefSeq and is a predicted model, not a curated record. Bases 831 to 2186 code for a protein of 451 amino acids. Gene Ontology annotation, biological process: activation of GTPase activity. Gene Ontology annotation, molecular function: GTPase activator activity. NCBI's taxonomy places the organism in Eukaryota, Viridiplantae, Streptophyta, Magnoliopsida, Poales, Poaceae.
UCCCUCCUCCCAUUGCAUCUCACGACUCCCCUCAGUUGCCUUUUUGGCAUACCGCAGGCAUCCCCAGCCGCCAGCAGCAGCGUUAGGGUUAGGCACGGUCGUGUGGCGCUUGCUGCUGCGGAACCUCCGGCACUUGCUGUUGCGCCGCCGCCUCCCCACCCGUGGUCGACCAUGUCACUGGUCUUCCUCGCCUCCCCAUCUCACUGUUGCUCCCAUCCUCCGUUCCAAACGCAGCCACAAAUCCAGCAAAGCACCACAGGCCAUUCAAGCUAAAAAGCAAAGACUGACCCGUUAGUUAAAGCACUUAACGGCCCUAACUGCCGUACCUACCGACGAAAUCUGGCGUUGGCGUCAAGGCGUGUAGCUGUCCAUUCCCGACCAUCCAAGAAGGGGGGCAAAGAAUGCCCGGGGAAGCCGGCGAGCUGGCGGCCCCUGGCGGCAGCUUGGAACCGGUCGUCCUCCUCCUCCCACCCCUCCCUCCCCCCCGUCGCUCCCGACCUCCUCCUCCUAAUUUAACCCCACCCGGCCUCCCCGGCUCCCGCCGAACCCGUCCCCCCUUAACCUCCCCUCCUCCUCCUGCGGUCUCCACUCCCAGGAGGCGGGCAGGAAGGAAGGCUGGUUCGAGGGGGGAUCGGCUCCGGCUCCGCUCCGUCGCGCGCCAUUCCGCUUGGUUCGGGUUGCUUCGGCCGUUUCUUGGGGUCAACCUUGGAAGGCCAAUCGGUUGUUGGGGGGUCCUUCCUGAACCGCAAAGGUGGCACUGUCAUUCCAAGCGUCUUCGUUGGAUUUGACCUCUUCGCCUUGUGGCGUGCUGCCGUUGAUUGAGCUCGAAGAUGAUGAAAUGGGGGCUCAGCAGCGGCACGCCCGCGGAUUCCUACUACGAGGUCCGGUCGGAUUGCACGGACGAUGUGCCCAAGAGCAAGUUCAAGAUCAAGGCUGGCAAAACAUUAAGUGCUCGGAAAUGGCAUGCUGCAUUUAGUCCUGAUGGCUGUCUGGAUAUUGCCUCAGUCCUAAGCCGGAUACAAAGAGGAGGUGUGCAUCCAACAGUCAGGGGGGAGGUUUGGGAAUUCUUACUUGGCUGUUUCGAUCCCAGAAGUACCUUCGAUGAGAGGGAAGAGAUCAGGCAAAUACGCAGGUUACAGUAUGCCAGAUGGAAGGAAGACUGUCGAGAGAUGGAUUCUCAUGUUGGUAGCGGUAAAAUUAUCACAUCACCACUUAUCACUGAGGAUGGCAGACCUAUUAAGGAUCCACUGGUUUUACUUGAGGCUACUGCCGACAAGGACAAUUCAGAAGGUGCUCCAGCUACCAGCAGAAAUAAUGGAAUUGAAAUAGAUGAAACUGCAGAGCGCAUUACAGAUAAGCAAAUUAUCGAGUGGAAGUUGACAUUACAUCAAAUCGGGCUUGAUGUGCUACGCACUGAUCGCACCAUGGUAUUCUAUGAGAACAAAGAGAACCUUUCCAAAUUAUGGGAUAUUCUAGCUGUGUAUGCAUGGAUUGACAAGGAUGUCGGUUACUGUCAAGGAAUGAGUGAUUUGUGCUCACCAAUGAUAGUGCUACUCAAUGACGAAGCAGAUGCAUUUUGGUGCUUUGAGAAAUUGAUGCGUAGAUUGCGAGGAAAUUUCAAAUGCACAGAUCAAUCUGUGGGAGUAGCCAACCAACUUCAACACCUUGCGUCUAUUAUUCAGGUUCUUGACCCGAAGCUACAUGACCAUCUAGAAACUCUCGGUGGAGGUGACUACCUUUUUGCGUUCCGUAUGUUCAUGGUGCUAUUUCGGCGUGAAGUAUCAUUUGGAGACUCCUUAUACCUGUGGGAGAUGAUGUGGGCUCUGGAAUACGACCCUGACAUAUUCUUCGCCGCGUGUGAAGAACAAGGUGCAGUACACAAAAAUAAAGUUUCUAAAUCCAAACUUAGAGGGCUGCGUCAUUUUGGCAAGUGGGAUAAGGAUAAGGAAAAUACAAAGAAUGGAUCCGAGGAUGGUGAAGAUGGUCCGGUACCAAUUUCAGUUUUCAUGGUUGCAAGUGUUCUUAAAGAAAAGAGGGAAAAACUGUUACAAGAAGCUAGAGGACUGGAUGAUCUUAUCAGGAUAUUGAAUGAUGUAAAUGGGAACUUAGAUGCUAAGAAGGCUUGCGCCGGAGCAUUGAAACUUCACAAGAAAUACUUGAAAAAGGUACAAGCAAAGAAACCUUGAAGGCGCCAUAGAACAUACCUCCCCAAUGGGUUAUUCUUACCAUUUGAAAAUACACGACCUUUUCCACACACAAUUUUGAGUGAAGGUUCACAGGACACAGGUGGUAAUCAUCUGAACAUGUCCUUGUAUACACCGACCCUGAUGUUACCGGGCUAGUGGGUUGAGUACAGGAUGAGUGCAACCGGCUGUAUGUAUGUAUGUAACGUUCUUUGUACUCCAGAAUUUUGUUGUUUGUACAGACAGAAGGUAGCAUGCCUUGCCUACAUAAUUAUUUCAAUACAAGUUGAAAUGAGCAACACCUUUCUGCUGAA